Molecule: messenger RNA, 3110 nt
Organism: Sphaerulina musiva SO2202
Lineage: Eukaryota; Fungi; Ascomycota; Dothideomycetes; Mycosphaerellales; Mycosphaerellaceae
Product: Golgi membrane protein
Exons: 1
Coding region: 6-2249 (747 amino acids)
Biological process (GO): intra-Golgi vesicle-mediated transport
Cellular component (GO): Golgi membrane
Source: RefSeq, a predicted model, not a curated record
CAGAAAUGGAGGAAGAGGAUCUGGAGACGACCGGGGGCGCUGCUUCGGAGGCCACGAAUGGAGCACAGACGGCGAAAGCGGUCGAGGAGAAUACAACCGACGCGGGCAAUAAGUUCCAGCAGGCAGUGGCAGCAUGGCGGUCCUUGAACCUGACGACGCUGGUGUCGAGCCUGGAUACCACUGCCGAGGACAUGGUGACGCAGCAGAAGGACUCCUUGGUCAAGCGAAAAGAGCUGGCCAGCAAGACAAAAGAGUUCAAGAAGAUGGACGACAGCGCCAAAUUGACAGAGAUGGCGGGCCUGCUCAAGAUGUACCAAGGAUACAUUGACCUGCUAUCCCAGCAAAACAAGGCCGUCUCGGCCGCCUUCAUGUCCGCCUACUCUCCUCUGUCCGAAGCGCCAGACCCGUAUCCGCUGCUGGAAGCAUCGAUUGACUCCCUGGUCACCGCCGACGAGGUUGUGCCGAGGCUAGAGUCAGAAAACGAGCGCUUGCAGAAACAGGUGUCGAAGCAGAACACGCAGUUGGAAGAGCUCGAGCAACAGCUGGAGCGUGAGCGCAACACGAGGCAGUCAUUCGAGGGCUCACAGGAUAGCAAGAUUAAGGAGGUGGAAGACUCGUGGUCGGCUGUGCUGAAAGAAAAAGAGGACAAUUGGAUUUCGAAGGAGCGCAGUCUGGAGGAAAAGGUCGAGAACCAGAAUCGACUCCUGAAGGAGCUCAAGGCCAGCUACGAGGUGUCGCAGAGGCUGGAUCGGACGGGCGAGGAGAGUCAUGACACGGGGCGAAAUGCUGCAGCUGCAGCUGCGGAGCUGGACAUUGUGAACCAAGAGCUGGAGCGGGCGAAUCUCAGAUUGGCAGAGGUCGAGGCCCGCAACGAGCAGAUGCGUACAGAGCUUGCGCAGUCCGCCAGCCAGUCCAGCGCAGCCAAGAGUAGCUCUGUGGAAGACGAUCCGGCCUACCUGCGCUUACGAUCGGAAAAUUCGUCCCUCCUUCGCAGACUGGACGCUUCUCGACACGACCGGGACUCGGACAAGGUGAAGCUUGAGAGCACAUUGCGAAGUCUGGAGAGGGAAGUCAAUAUACUCAAAGCAGAUCGCGAUGCGCUGCAGAGCAGAGUGCAGAAAUGGAAAGACUAUGAUGAGGUCAAACGUGAGCUGGACAUGCUGCGAGCCAUUGAAUUUUCGAGUAUAGAUGAUGCCGAUGUCGCAGACAACACAGGCACGAAUGGAAAGGCCGGAGAAAGCAGCCUGGAGCAGCUUCUCGUGGCGCGGAACAAGAAGCUCAGCGAUGAGUUGACAGAACUGAGAGUUUCACACCGAGAGCUGCAGCAACGGCUAGAGCAGCUGCAAGAGGAUCUUUCGGGCACCAAUAUGGAGUUGGAGCAGACACAGAAGCUGAACGCGACUCUCGAGAACGACUUGCAGAAGACUCAGCAAGAGGCAAGCAACGCCUUUGAGACCAUGUCUGUGGCGGGAACAUAUACGUCGCGAUAUCCCAAAUCACAUUAUGGCAGUCGGCGAGGGAGAGCCGCAUCACCUACCUCGUCCAUCAUUGGAGGUUUCGAGCCGACCGAGAGUGGUUCGCAGUCACCUCGGCUGGGAAACACACUGGAGUCGCUUCGCGCUGGUGAGGCUGUGGGAGGCGGCUCGGGCAUCCUACCCAUGGUCACAGCGCAACGCGAUCGUUUUAAGAAGAAAAUGGGCGAACUGGAGCAGGAACUCCAGAAGCAAUACCAGACCGUGUCUUCGUUGCGCGGAGAAGUCGCAAGUCUCCAAAAGGACAACUUGAAUUUGUAUGAAAAGACUCGCUACGUGAGUACGUACAACAGAACCGCCACUAGCGGCGCCUCAUAUGCCGGCAACCCGAAUCCAUCGACUGUCGUGAUCGGCAGUGGCAGCGACGCUCGAUACAAAUCUGCCUACGAAGCAAACAUAUCGCCCUUUCAGGCGUUCCGAGGCCGGGAAUCUGCAAGGGCCAUGAAGAGAAUGUCUCUGCCCGAACGUGCGGUGUUUCAGCUGACGCGAAUGGUCUUGGCCACACGGACGAGUCGAAAUCUUUUCGCGCUGUACUGUGUCGGACUGCAUCUGCUGGUCUUCAUGAUGCUGUACUACAUGGGCUCUGCAGACACGACGGCUCACGCGAGCAGUUUGAGCACGAGUACACUCAAGGAGCAGGUCGAGGCUGUUGCUGCUGCUGGCGGAGCCGAAGCUCAUGGAGAUUGGCAGGCGGCGGGAUUUGAGGCUGGAGGGUAGGGUACCUUGGGUACAUGUACAUGUAGGAUGAAAUGCCCUCUUCCUCUUUCAACAAACGCUUGCGGCUUUUUGACGCUUGGCUCAACGAUUGCAAACCCACGUGACCAUAUACUUACUGUAUAUACAUGGAUAUCAACAAAAUCUGGACAGAAAAGAAGAAAGUUUGUCUCGACCACGAGGUUUAUUAUUAUCGAUGCUACAAAUAUCUCUCCUGCUCAGUCGUGCUGCCAAAGCAACACGACUUAAUGGACUUUUUCUUUUCAAAACUGAAAAAAAGAGGCCCCAGAUUCUUCACUUCUGCCGAGUUAGGCGACAAGAAGAGAAGAAACCCGAGAAAAAGCCCAGUCCAUUAUAUUUUUUUGAUUAUUCCAUGUUUCCGUGUUGUUUCCCUUGUUUGCUUUCUUUCAACAUCGUAGCAGUAUCCAGAAAGAGGAAGAGAGAAAGAGGGAAACCUUGUCGACCAAAAGCGGAUUGAGAUUGAUGAUGACCCGCUUAGAUCAGCUGAACGGAGCACGCGCUGUACAGCGUUCCGUUCUUCUGCACGGAGCAGGCCGAGUAGAGGGUGCCGUUCUUCUGCACGGAGCAGGCAGAGUACAAGGUGCCGUUCUUCUGCACGGAGCAGGCGCUGUACAAAGUACCGUUGCCCUGGAGAGCGCAGGCGGAGUAGAGGGUGCCUGAGAGAAAUAUGUCAGCAUGUUAUAUACAUAAGUGUGUCUGGGAUGAGUUCGUGGCAGGACGAUCGCCGGAGUUACGUACCGUUGCCCUGCAGAGUGCAGGCAGAGUAAAGAGUUCCGUUGCCCAUGUUGAGUUUUGAGGUGUUGGUUUUGUGGUUAAAAGCUGACGGAGAAAUGUUAGUUGGAA